Marmota flaviventris (yellow-bellied marmot) is the source of this 3452-nucleotide messenger RNA. RefSeq names its product potassium channel tetramerization domain containing 2 (gene Kctd2). Gene Ontology annotation, molecular function: cullin family protein binding. Gene Ontology annotation, cellular component: cytoplasm; Cul3-RING ubiquitin ligase complex. Lineage: Eukaryota; Metazoa; Chordata; Mammalia; Rodentia; Sciuridae. The record is from RefSeq and is a predicted model, not a curated record. Gene Ontology annotation, biological process: protein homooligomerization; proteasome-mediated ubiquitin-dependent protein catabolic process.
UCCGGUGGCGCGCGGGCAGCGGCGGCGGCGGCGGUGGCGGCCCAAGAUGGCGGAGCUGCAGCUGGACCCGGCGAUGGCAGGGCUGGGAGGGGGUGGCGGGAGCGGGGCGGGCGACGGCGGCGGCCCGGGCCGUGGGCCCCCCAGUCCUCGGCCGGCUGGUCCCACGCCCCGCGGACACGCCCGCCUGCCCGCCGCCGUCGCGCAACCGCUGGACCCAGGUCCUGGACCGCCCGAGCGGGCAGGGGGCGGCGGCGCGGCCCGCUGGGUCCGGCUGAACGUGGGCGGCACCUACUUCGUGACCACCAGGCAGACUCUAGGCCGGGAGCCCAAGUCUUUCCUCUGCCGCCUCUGCUGCCAGGAGGACCCGGAGCUGGACUCGGACAAGGAUGAAACAGGAGCCUAUCUGAUUGACAGAGACCCCACUUACUUUGGUCCUAUCCUAAACUACCUCCGCCAUGGGAAACUCAUCAUUACCAAGGAGUUGGCAGAAGAAGGUGUGCUGGAGGAAGCAGAGUUUUACAACAUUGCCUCUCUCGUGCGGCUGGUUAAGGAAAGGAUACGAGACAACGAGAACAGAACUUCACAAGGCCCCGUGAAGCAUGUGUACAGGGUCCUGCAGUGCCAAGAGGAGGAGCUCACACAGAUGGUCUCCACCAUGUCUGACGGCUGGAAAUUUGAACAGCUGAUCAGCAUUGGAUCUUCCUAUAACUAUGGAAAUGAGGACCAGGCAGAAUUCCUCUGUGUUGUCUCCAGAGAACUAAAUAAUUCUACCAAUGGCAUCGUCAUAGAGCCAAGUGAAAAGGCGAAGAUUCUUCAGGAGAGAGGAUCUCGGAUGUAAGCUGAGAAUCCAAAAUUUCAGAAUCCGGAAAGGCAAGAGGGCAAUUCAGCAAAACAGCUCCAUGCAGUUAAGUCUACACCUGUAUGAUAACCGAGCUACUGCAAAGCAAAGCUGAGCCUGCCCCAGUGAAGAAGUGUCCUGGUUAAAACCAAAGGAACCCCACCCACCCUUGGGACUCCAGACAGACGCACCUCUGGCUGCAGAUCCCCUUUUCAGAACCUGCUUUUGUUCUUAUAGCCAGUGUUGUGACAGAUCUUUACAACAGCAGCAUGCUGGGUCUCCAAAUGGAGCCUUUGGGGAUCUGGGGGAAGGAAGAAGGAGGAAGGCCUAGGUCCUUGGAAACAGCCUAGCCAUCAGGGAAGCUGGAGCAGACAAAGGAGGACUGUCCCAAGCCGUGCCCUGGUCUCACCUGCGUGUGCCACUCUUUCCCCCUGCUGGGCACCCUCCAAGAUUUGUAGCAGAUGCAGAGGGUUCUAGCUUCAGUGUGUCAAAUUGAGUUUCUGACACAGGAUGGAAUCACCAGAGGACCCACAUUCUCGUGAGCAGAGCCUGUCAGGCAGGAGACGCUGGGGUGUCCUCUGCCUUGGGAGGGUGGCGGUUCCUGCUUUCCCACAAGUGGCUUUGUCUGAUUAGUCUCCAGCAGCUGGGCUCAGUGUGACCAGCCUCUCCUCAGGAAGAGGUUUGAGGCAGGUGGCAUCCUGCACCAAGUCAGGGGAGUGCCAGUGGUUGGUAUGGCUGCUUCUGCAGCCUCCUCUUAGACCCAUUGACCCCAUCUUCCCUGGCUUUUUAAUCUGGACCAAAGAUAAAGGACUUUGAGGAUCCUUUGAUGGCUUGGGGUGGGGAAGACUAUCUGUUUUGAAGUUGCCAAAUGUGUCAUGUCGUACCUAAAAGUGUUGUUUCUGUGAUUUGUGUCUUGAAAAUGCCCUGACCAAACGUGCGAUAUUUUGUCUCUCCUUGGUGUCGUCUAACCUUGGCAAACCUGCCCCACAGCACUGUAGUGACUCCACACCAUCCCCAGCAGUGUGUGCACUUUGGUGGGCAGUCUGCAGACUUCCUGUGUCUCUGUCCCCAUCACUGCUCCUUCCUGGGGACUGCCACAUUGGUGCGAAUAGAGUGCUUUUCUGACCAGCAUGCCUCAGAGGCCUCUUUAGGAUGUGACCACAGAACUUGUAAUUGCAACUUGUAAUUCGAGUGUCCAUGAGUAGUCGGGGAGGCAGAGGGGCUGGAGAAGCCUUUAUUUUCCCUAGACAGCUAUCAGCAGGCACAUGGUUGAAGAGGAGGAUGUACCAUUGAGGUUCUCACUGCUCCACAGUUCAGCUCCUUGCCAGGGGCUCAAGGUUAGUGAUUUCUGGAGGGACUAGACUCUAGUCCAGUGCCUAUUGACCUUGUGGCCUGACCGUGCCCAGAUGGUUUAGCUUUUUUCAGGAGUCUCGCUUUUUCCUUCUCUGUAGAAUAGUGUAGAAACGUGUGUACAGGCUCCUUCUGCAUCUGCGUCAACACAGUGUAAAUGUACAUGUUGGCGCCUCAGAAGUCUGUCUGUGCUUGAUGUUCUCAUAGCUGUAAUGUGUUAGGUGAACUUCCUACAGGAGGAGUAGACACCCCUUCUUCCAAAGGGCCACAGGCAUCCACCCUAUCACACCUUUCAGGAAAACAAAAGAUUUGGGUGUAGUCAAAGACAAGUAGAGAUGUUCUGUUCAGCGUAGGACAGAAGACCCCAGAAGAGAAGCCUUUGGCCAAAUGGAGUUAAGUGAUGUCAGACCGCCUGGGAGGAGCAGCAGUGUUUGGGACUAUGUUGCUCAUACUUGGGGGUAGGUCCCAGUGCCUCUGGCCCCACCCCAGCUUUGUCAGCCAGAAGGCUGGAGGGCAGAUGUUGAGCAGGUACCUCACGAAUGCUCUGAUAUCUUCAUUUAACCUUGUAGAAUACCACAGCUGCUUUUGAGUGUUAGGCCCAGUGCUCUGGGCCACAGACAGGUGGCAUUUCUGCUCUUUGGGGGCUGGUAUUAAACUUUUCCUUCCUUACUGCAGCCCAGUCAGUUUAACUGUUCCCGUGCUCCAGGAAUCUGAAGAUGGCUCAUUUCUCAUGGCUCCUGGAAAGUAUUUUCCCAAACCCUUUAUGAACCCUGCCACUGUUCGUGCUUGUAAGCCUUCUCCCUGGAAGUCUUGCUGGUCCCUGCGGAGAGCAGCCUGCCUGUAGGUUUGGUGGUGUCACAUGACCAGAGACCCACACUUUCUGCUGUGCCAAGACUGCCAAGUGGGGAGCAUCUCUGCCUUUAUCUCUGCCCUGGGUCUCGGCUGAGAUGCUGCUGGCUGGGCCCAGGAGCGCCACCCCCCCACGUGCUGGGCUGCAAGGCACCCAGCCUCCUGGGAAGUGACUUCAUUUCUGCAUAGUCACACUGUGCUUGGGUGUCAGCAAGACUGGGAAGCAGUAGAGAGGCUGAGAGGGAAUAGGGCCCAAGGGACACCCACACCCUCCAGCAUGGCCUUUAGUCUGGACGUCUGGACCUCUCAGACCAUGCCUGUCACUUGUGGGUGCCCUUUGUUACUACUCACGUGUUUGAAAUGCUGUGACUUUUUUUUUUUGUCAAUAAAGAUAUGAAACAAAUGCCCUGCCUUG